AUGGUUGAUCAACCAGACCAACUAGAAGAUAUUGAUACAAAUGAAGAUUUUAUGGAGGAACAAGGACUACUAGCACGCUUACCAUACUACAUAGAUGAUUCAGAUUUUUCAAAUCAAUUAGAUCUUAUAAAAAAACUAAAACGUUCAUUAGGUAAUGGUGGAAAACACCGAAUUCGAUAUACAUUACCAUCAAUAGUUAAUUGUUUAUUAAAUAUUUCUGAAAGAUAUUCUAAAAAUUGUUUAGAUGACAAAGAAACUAAAGAAGAAUUUAUUUUGGAUAUAUUCAAAUUUGUUAUGAGUACUGUUAAUACAAUUUACCUAAAUGGUGAAAUGGCAGUACCGGCUUUUAGGUAUUAUUUACAAGCAGCCACUGCUGCAAGCAAAUUAAAAUUUGAUGCUUGUGAAUCGGUCGUGUACGAACUUAUUACAAAAGCAUUUACAUUGUUUGAAGAAGAUAUUAGUGAUAGUAAAGAACAACAGGAUGCAUUAUAUCUUCUUAUAGGAACAAUUUCAUUUAUAUCAUGUUUAUCAGAAGAAAAUCAUGCACCUUUGAGAAAUCAAUGUUUUUUGGCUGUAAAUAAAAUGUUGAGAAAACCUGAUCAAGCAAAGAUGAUAUGUUCUGUUGCUUCAUUAUACUGGGAAUCUAUGGUAACUGAAAAUAAUGAAGUAAAACCUGUACAUAAUGGAGGUAAAGUAUUGGAUUGUUUCAAGAAGGCACUUAAAGUUACAGCACAGUGCAUGGAAGAAAUUGUUCAAAUUACAUUAUAUACAUAUAUUCUUAACUAUUAUAUCUAUUUUUAUGAGAACGGAUGUACUGAAAUUACUGAAGAAACCAUUCAAGAAAUGAUUGUAAAAAUUAAAAACAAUAUUGAAUUACUAGACUACUAUACUGACAACAGCUUCUUGAGAGAUGGAUUAGAAAAAACAGUUGAUCAUAUUAAACAAAUUAAAAAUGAUAACACAAAAUCUCUCUAUAAAUCACUUACUUUGUAA
Messenger RNA from Strongyloides ratti, 993 nucleotides. RefSeq names its product Vacuolar protein sorting-associated protein 35. The coding region runs from base 1 to 993 and encodes 330 amino acids. NCBI's taxonomy places the organism in Eukaryota, Metazoa, Nematoda, Chromadorea, Rhabditida, Strongyloididae. The transcript has a single exon. Gene Ontology annotation, biological process: intracellular protein transport; retrograde transport, endosome to Golgi. The record is from RefSeq and is a predicted model, not a curated record. Gene Ontology annotation, cellular component: retromer complex; retromer, cargo-selective complex; late endosome.